GCUCGUUUGUGUGACGUCUGUCUGGCACCUCGUGUAGGUAACAGGUACCACGUGUUGCAGCAGCAAUUGGACAGCGUUCUUUGCAGUAUAAAUAGGGACGCUGUUUCGACUGUCCGCACCACUCACCACUUUCAACCUUUUCGAUUCAGUCGUGUUCAUACAGCGAAGAACAAGAGAGUAAACAUGAAGGCUUUUGUGGUCUGUGCCCUGCUUGCAACGUUCGCCGCUGUGAGCUUCGCCCACCAUCUCGAGCUCUGCAAGAAACAAGACGAUCAGCUGAGAACUGAACUCCAGUGCAUUGGGCUGCAUAUCUCAGCAGAGGCGAACCAAAGUUUUAACAAGGCAUUGAAAACUCUCGGCUGCAAAGACUGGAGCUGCGUUAUCCGGAAGUUGUGCGUUGGAAACGACCUUGAAGCUGCCAUGGCGAACCAUUUUACGAAAUCUCAAAUCUCGGAAAUACACAGUGCUUCCACAGUUUGCGAUCCAGAGGCUGGUCACCACCAUCACCACCACUGAAAGAAAUUCGCUCCAAGUAAAUUGAAGAACUGAGCCCUAGACGUGUUGACAGUUCCUAUACUGCUGCAACGUGCUUAAUCACAGGCUCCUGGCAGCUUCAUGUUCUGGCGUAGCCUUUUAUAAAAUUAUGACGAAGACAAAUAAACAUUUGUUUCUCUGAA
Molecule: messenger RNA, 677 nt
Organism: Rhipicephalus microplus (southern cattle tick)
Lineage: Eukaryota; Metazoa; Arthropoda; Arachnida; Ixodida; Ixodidae
Product: antimicrobial peptide microplusin
Source: RefSeq, a predicted model, not a curated record